AUGCAGUGUCGUAAAGUAGAGCCGAAUGUAAUAAUGAAUUCUGCAAGACUUAUGUAACGACCUAUUGAGACCAAUAAAUUGGAAGAAGAGAUAGUCAAUAUUAUGAAAAGCCCUGAAAAAAAAAGUCCCCAUAAUGGAAAAUGUCUCAAACGAACAACAUCUGGCCCAAUAAUAAAUUUACAACAACAAAUAAUCAUUUAAUAAGGUGGACCUAUUAAGGAAAACUUAGCAGAACAAAAAUAAAAGAAUUAAAUAAAAAAGAAGAAAAAGAAGAAGAAAACUCAAAAGAAAAAGAAAGUUUAACUAUAAGAUAAGUAAGAAUCAGAGUAGAGAGUUUAACAAUUAUUAAAAUAAAAUCUACGUAAACAUUAGAGUAAUUUUAUUCAAUAUAACAUAAGAGGAUAAGCAUGAAUAAUAAGUACAAGAGGAAAUAUAAAAAUAAAGAGUAGCAAGUUUGAAUGAAAUGAGAAAAAUAAUGGAUCAACAAAUUCGAUAAAUCAAUCAACAACGAUUUUCUAGGGUAUAUAAAUAUUUUAAGAUUAGUAAAAGUCUCCUCCUUCAUCUUUAUUACCUUGGGGUAUUGAUUAAAAUAAGUUAAAAUCUUAUUGGACAAAAAUGUUGGAGAUCCAUGAUAAAUUAGAAAAGCCAAUCAUUUAAAAUAAGACCUCUACAGAAUAAGCAAUAAAGGAGAAAAUAAGAAGACAUAAAUUAGGAUUAGAUUUUUUGAAUUCUAAACCUGAAAAAGAUAUUUAAAAAAUGAUAUAAAGUAAAAUUUAAUAGAUAUUCAAAGAAUAAAAAUCAAAAUAAGUGUUGGAAUCAAUAUCCUCUCCUUAAAAAAAUAAAAAUGAUUGUGAACAUAAAGAAGUAGAAUAAGAUGUUAAAUUGUAUAUGAUGUACAAAAGAGAACUAUUGCGAUAAUAAAAAAUUGAAGAGUAUAAAUUAUAUUUAUAUUUAUUUAGAAGACAACUAUAAAAAUUAAAAAAAGAAAAAGUUAUUUAAAAUCUAUAGAUCUUAAAUAAAGAAGCUAAAUAAUUUGCUAAAUCAAGAAAUGCAUCAAUUAAAUCCAAUUUAACCGUUUAAGCUAAUUCUUAACAUGUCCAACUUCAAUCAUAACAUUAUCGAACAUCAGAACCACCAAAUUUCAAUAAAUUAGAAAAAGAGUAUAAGGAAUUAAUGAGAUCACUUAGAUAAUCAAGUUAUAGCAGCACAUAAUCUCAUACAAGGAAAAAUAGCUAAUUAACUUUUAUAGAAUGGUUAUAGAAUUUGCCUGAAUAAUAUUUGCAAGAAUAAUUAAUAUAGAUGUAAAAUAUAAAUGAGUAGAUGAAUAGUUAAGGUUUUCAAUAUAAGUUAAGCGAACAAGAAUUAUAUUAAUUUUUAGAAUAAUUUUUGAAGGAGAAAUUUGAAUAAUAAUCAAAAUUAACAAUAAAGGAGAGAUUUUAAGAACUUCAAGGUAGAUUUUAAUUGGUCUCUAAUUAAUAAUAAUAAUAAUAAUAAUAAUAAUAAUAAUAAUAAUAAUAAUAAUAGUAAUAAUAAUAAUAAAAUUUAACUAAUCAUAGCAUUUCCAGUUCUAAAAGUAAAAAGCAAAUAUAAGAGAAACCAGAUUCUACUCCAUAAGAUUAAUCAUUUAACGAAAUAAGUGAAGAAUAAUUGGAAUAAAUUCAUAAUAUAGCUGCAACAAUGAUCUAAAAAGUAUGGAGAGGAUAUAAAACUAGAUAAUUAGUUUUUGAUUAUUUAAACUAUUUAAUAUAAUAGCAAGAAGAAGUGUAAUUAUAAGAUAAUGAAGAGAAAGAUCAAGAAUAAGCAUUAUUUGGUGAAUUAUUAUAAGAAGAUGAUCAGCAAUCUAUUAAUUAAGUUACAGAAUCAAAUAGGAAGCAAAAUCAUUUUGAAUAUUUAUAAAAUGACUCUGCAAUAUCCCAUCAUCAAGGAUAUGCUCCUCCUCCUUCUGAAUCUAUCCAUUAGUCAUCUCCUCAAUAAUCAAGUCCAAAAGGAAAUAAUAAUAUACCUCUUCUCAACUUGGAUUAAUUCUCUCAAUAAUAGCUACCAACUGCAUAAAAAUCUAAUAAAAAUACUUAAUUACUACCUUAAUAAGAAUCAGUUUGUUAAUCUUAAUCUGAAAAUUAAGAGUCAGAAAUUGAACAAAUCCAAGAUUCCACUCCUUAAAAAAUUAAGUUAAAUUAACAUGGAUUUAAUCAAGACCCUGAUUAUUAUGUCUAAGUUUUGAAAUCUCGUGAAGAAGCUUUAUAAUAGAAAUUUGAUAAAUAAGUUGCUUUAUUGGAUAAAAUGUUAGAAAAAAAGAAAGUGACUAAUGAGAUGUUCUUUGAAAAUAAAGAGAGAUUAGAAAGAAAAUAUAAAAGAGAAAGAGCAAAGUUAUAAUAAUCAAAAAAUGAAGUUGAAAGACUUCAAUAAAUGUUUAAGGAAACUAUAAAAUCUACUUAGAAAGACUAAUAAUUUAUGGAAAAGAUAAAGAUGUAGUGUGAUGAAGAAAAUCUUUCUAUUAGGUAAAUUUUUUCUUUAAGAUCCGAGACAGAGUAAUCUGAUUGUGACAUUGAAAAGAAACCUAUACCUCAUUAUGGUCUAUUAUAAAAAAUAAGUAUUUGUAUAUUAUAACUGUAGAAAAUGAUCAUUUUAAAAAAUAUCAAAAAAAUAGAAAAUAAGUUCGUAGUUUUGAUUAAUAAAUGAGUUUAGAUGAAAUUUCAAUGAAAAAUGAAGAAAUAUAAACAAGCACAUUAUUCAAUAUUCAUACAGAAUCCAUGUCUCAUUCAAUUCAUAAAUCUUAAUAAAUAAUUUCCAAUAAUUAAUAAUCUAUUCCAUCAUAAGAGAUAGUAUAAGUUGAAACUAUCGAAAUCCAAGAAAAUAUAGACCCUUAACCUAAUUAUAGAAGAUCAAUAAUACCUUUUGAUGAUCGUAAAAUUGACAGUGUUACUGAAAAUAUCGUAUAAAAUAUAAUAGUUGAGUUUGCUGAAGAAUUAAAUAAUUUCCCUCUAUAAUCAUUAGGUGUUUUAAUGGAAUGGGAUGAAGAGUCUUAAAUUGACUUUCAAUUUCCUCCUGGAUUUCCAACUACUCUAAAUUUCAUUAAAGAUUAUCUCAUAUCUUUCAGUGAAUUCAUUCAAAGUAACUAAUAAUUUUAUUAUUAGAACAUCAUUUAAAUGUCUUUAUUUAGCAAAUUAAUACUCCUUUAGGAAUAAGUCCUUAAGAUUUAUUAAAGACAAUUUCUUUAAGUGACAUGCAAUAAAACACUUUAGAUGAUUCUACAUCUGGUCCAUUAUACCCAUUAAUUAAAUACAUUCAUUAAAUGGAACCUCUCAUUGAUGAAGAUAUUUGGUCUAAAUUUAACUAAUCAUACUCACUUAAAUUGAAAUAUUUUAAUGACAUAAAUAUUAGCGAUUAAUUUAAGGAAUUAGAAAUGUUCCAUUUAAGAAUGGUUUAUGAAGCAUUUAAUGAGGCCAUUAAUUAUUUAAGACCUUAUGGAAUUAGAGGAUAACCUUAUCCUUGGAAAUCAAAUCCAUUAAAAGUCUAUCAAAAUUUGACAACUCCUGAAACAAUAGAUAGAGCAAUGGGAUUUGCUAUUGCCAAAAUGCUUAAAUGGGGAUCAUUUCUCUGUGGUUUCAUACCAGAAAAAAUUGAAACCCCUUAAGGAGAAAUAAUAGUAAUAGAGGAUGAUUAUUUGAAUCAAAUUAAAGAAGAUCGAUUGUAAUAGAUGUUAGAGUAUGAAGUAUGAUAAUCUAUUUAUUCUAAAGAUUUAAGAAUCCGAAGAGAAAUGGCUUAAUUAUGAUGAGGAAUAAGCAGAAGUUGCAGUAGAAUUAGCAGAUAUUGUAUUCGAAGCGAUGUUAGAUGAAGCUGCUGAAGAAAUAUUCAGAGCUAGUUCAAGGUAAGCGAUACCAAAAAAAUAAUUUCAAUAUUGA
Messenger RNA from Paramecium primaurelia, 3902 nucleotides. The record is from the annotation of a GenBank genome assembly. Lineage: Eukaryota; Ciliophora; Oligohymenophorea; Peniculida; Parameciidae.